Messenger RNA from Prosopis cineraria, 2150 nucleotides. Its product is annotated as pentatricopeptide repeat-containing protein At4g21705, mitochondrial. Lineage: Eukaryota; Viridiplantae; Streptophyta; Magnoliopsida; Fabales; Fabaceae. Gene Ontology annotation, cellular component: mitochondrion. The record is from RefSeq and is a predicted model, not a curated record. Gene Ontology annotation, molecular function: protein binding. The coding region runs from base 114 to 1721 and encodes 535 amino acids. The transcript has 3 exons.
GUAAAAUCUAUUAUCAUACUCCGCCGCCUACUGGCUAGCUUGGGCUGUGAGCCGAGGGCAGCACAAGAACACUGCCUGAACAUUUUUCACACCCAUUGACUGCAUUUGUGGAGAUGACAACUACAAUCUUCUUCACAAACCUUAAAAAGUCCCUGAACUUGACAAUAAAAUUUAUACUUUCAAGACCGUUCUCCUCUGCAAAUGUGCAGCCUGCUACUUACAGAAGAAACCUCAUCUCUAGAAUCAUUCCUCUGGGAAACCCUUCAAUCAGUUUAGUCCCUGUUCUUGAUGAGUGGGUCCAAGAAGGUAACCCUGUCCAUGACAUCGAGCUCCGGAAGAUCGUUAAAACGCUCCGCGGCCGCCUCCGCUUCAAGCAAGCACUCGAGAAAGUUGGAGUUCAAUUUGAUGGCAUUUCAAGCUGGAGCCUGCAUCGACUAUUUGUAGUAGACGAGGGAAAAUGCUGGAAAAACAGUGAUUUGAGGAAAACUGUUUCUGAGUGGAUAAGAAGUAAAGGGCUUUUUCCAUUUUCACCUGGUGACCAAGCCGUGCAGCUAGAUCUUAUUGGUAAAGUACGAGGCCUGGAGCUUGCUGAGAAGUAUUUUCAAGAUCUGAGUGAUGCAGAAAAAACUGAGAAGCAAUAUGGUGCUCUUUUAAAUUGUUAUGUCAGGGAACGCUUAGUUGACAAGUCACUUUCCCUCAUGUACAAGAUGAAGGAGUUGGGUUAUUCUUCUGUUUUGGACUAUAACAACGUAAUGUGCCUCUAUAUGCACACAGGUCAACUUGAGAAGGUCCCUGAUGUUUUUGUACAAAUGAAAGAGGAAGGUGUGCUUCCAAAUGAUUUUAGCUACAGGAUUUGCAUAACAUCUUAUGGUGCCAGAUCUGAUCUUGCGAAUAUGGAGAAAGUAUUAGAGGAAAUGGAAAGGCAAAGCUACAUUCUCAAAAGCUGGAAUGUAUAUUCAAUGGUGGCCAACUUCUUCAUAAAAGCAGGUCAGAAGGAGGGAGCUCUGAUUUACUUGAAGAAAUGUGAGGACAAGGCAGGCACUGAUGCGCUUGCUUUCAAUCAUCUGAUUACACACUAUACAAGUCUUGAGAACAAAAGAGCAGUGUUGAGACUAUGGAAUCUGCUGAAAGCCAGAUUGAAGAAGCAAAUUAACAAGUACUAUAUCAACAUGCUGGGUUCUCUGGUGAAGCUAGGAGAUCUUGAGGAAGCUGAAAAAUUGCUCCAGGAGUGGGAAUCAUCGGGUAACUAUUAUGAUUUCAGGGUGCCAAACGUGCUAUUGAUUGCGUAUUCUCAGAUGGGAAUGAUUGAAAAGGCUGAAACAUUGCUCCAGAGCAUGAUUGGCAAAGGCAAGACUCCAACCCCUAAUAGUUGGUCUAUCAUUGCUUCUGGAUAUGUGGCCAAGCAGGAUAUGGAGAAGGCCUUUCAGAGCUUUAAGGAGGCUUUGGCUUUAAGGGCUGAGAAUGAAGGCUGGAGACCAAAGCUUGACCUCAUUUCAGGCUUAUUGAGCUGGGUCUCUGAUCAUAAAGAUGUGGAUGAAGUAGAAGAGUUUGUAAAUUCUAUAAAAACUGUGAUUCCCAUGAAUAGGGACAUGUAUCUCUGUUUGCUGAAGGUGCAUGUAAGACGCGGGGAGGGAGUAGGGGGGAUUUUAGAGGAAAUGAAAGCUGAUGGGAUAGUGUUGGAUGAAGAAGUGGAGAACAUCCUUAGCUCGAAAGUACAAUAAUAUUAAUUUUGUUAUUCUUUGCUCGUUACUCUGUCUUGCCACCUGAAUGAGCAGUGAAGUAAAAUUAGCAGAGAGGUGGUCUGGUUGAUCCUCACAUCUAUUGAACAAACAGAACCGAGCCAUUUCUUGUGCACCUCCUUAAUGAAGACAAUCGAAUUUCAGACACACGCAGACUUUUAUACUUCAGCUGGAUUUAGUUCUUAAAAUACAAGGAAAGCAUUCUGAGAGUUGUGGGAAAAAAAAUUAGUGGAGUGCCUAAGUUCUUUUGUUUCUCAAUUCUCGGAGUGCCUACGUUCUUUUUAAUCCAUUUUUUCCAUCGCUCUCUUUAAUUUAUGCUUGUACAUUGUAUUCAUGAACUAAACGUAAGGAAUCAACAUUAUUAUCAAUAUUAAUGUAUUGAGGUAUGAUAAAAAUAUAAUUUUGGAUCUC